Messenger RNA from Insectozyma verbasci, 1485 nucleotides. The record is from the annotation of a GenBank genome assembly. Lineage: Eukaryota; Fungi; Ascomycota; Pichiomycetes; Serinales; Debaryomycetaceae.
AUGUCUAAUUCCGUCCCAGCUUUAAAAGAAGAUAUAUUAGAGUUAAUAGGUAAUACACCUUUAGUCAAACUCAACAAAAUUCCUCAAAGUUUAGGUAUUAAAGCUAAAAUUUAUGCUAAAGUUGAAUUAUUUAAUGCUGGUGGUUCCAUCAAAGAUAGAAUUGCAAAAAAUAUGGUUUUAGAAGCUGAAAAACAAGGUAAAAUUGAACCAAAUUCUGGUUAUACUUUGAUUGAACCUACUUCAGGAAAUACAGGUAUUGGUUUGGCUUUAGUUGGUGCUGUUAGAGGUUAUAGAACUAUAAUUACAUUACCUGAAAAAAUGUCAAAUGAAAAAGUUUCAGUUUUAAAAGCUUUAGGUGCUGAAAUUAUUAGAACUCCAACUGAAGCUUCUUGGGAUGCACCAGAAUCUCAUAUUGGUGUUGCAAGAAAAUUAGAAAAAGAAAUUCCAAAUUCAGUUAUCUUAGAUCAAUAUGGUAAUGUUGCAAAUCCAAAUGCUCAUUAUUAUGGAACUGGUUAUGAAAUUUGGCAACAAACUGAAGGUAAAGUUACUCAUUUAGUUGCUGGUGCAGGUACUGGUGGUACUAUAACUGGUAUGUCUAAAUAUUUAAAAGAACAAAAUGAUAAAGUUGUUGUUGUUGGUGCUGAUCCAAAAGGUUCUAUACUAGCACAACCCGAAAGUUUAAAUACUUCAACUGAAGGUUAUAUGGUUGAAGGUAUUGGUUAUGACUUUAUUCCUGAUGUUUUAAAUAGAAAAUAUGUUGAUAAAUGGAUUAAAACUGAUGAUAAAGAAUCAUUUAAAUUAGCGAGAAGAAUUAUUAGAGAAGAAGGUAUUUUAGUUGGUGGUUCUUCAGGAAGUGCAUUACAAGCAGCUAUUGAAAUUUCUAAAAAUUUAACUGAAGAUGAUGUUGUCGUUGUUGUUUUCCCAGAUUCAAUUAGAUCUUAUUUAUCUAAAUUUGCAGAUGACGAAUGGAUGAUUUCAAAUGGAUUUGAAGUUGAAGAUAAUUCACAAACAAAUGGAGCUGAUGAUAUUUUAGCUAAUAAAACAGUUGCAGAUUUAGUUGCAAAUAAAUCUCCAGUUGUUACUGUUGAAUUACAAGAUACUGUAAAUAAAACUUUUAAUUUAUUAAAAGAUAAUGGUUUUGAUCAAUUACCAGUAUUAAAUAAAUCUGGUCAAUUAAUUGGGUUAAUUACAUUAUCAAAAAUUUUAAAAACAUUAUCAACUAGAAAGAUACAAAUGACAAAUUCAAUUUCAUCAAUUAUAAUUGAUUUUAGAAAAUUAAAAGAUUUCGAAAAAUCAUUUACAAUUAAUAAAAAUUCUGGAUUUACAAAAAGACAUUAUGAACCAAUUACUUUAGAUACUAAAUUAAAUGUAUUAAAUAAAUUUUUCGAAACCAAUUCAAAUGCAAUUAUAACUGAUUCAGAUUUAAAACCAGUUCAAAUUGUUACAAAAGUUGAUUUAUUAAGUUAUUUAUCAAAGAAUUUAUAA